AUGUCAAGAGAUAUAUACGAAGAAAAUAUUGCUAGACUGCCGAAGGCUUUACAGCCUCUUGCACAAUUCAUGGUUACGCCGUUGGUAGAUCCACGAAAACAAAAAGAGUCGAUACUCGCAAACCCAUUUGCUUUCUUUACUUUUCUUACUAAGAAAAAAGUUCAACCAAAAGUUUUUAUGUCCUUUAAAAAUUUUAAUGACAUAUCAAUCGAAUUUCUUGCAAUGAUUUGUAAACACCUUGAACCAAAUGAUAUCUUUAUGUUAUCAGGGGUUUGCAAGAAUUUACGAACUCUUUUGUUGGAUCUUGAAUCCCCAGCGACGCAGGAAAUUUGGAGAAACUCAAGGCUUGAGUACUGCCCAUUUUUACAAUUAUCCCCUCCCAAAGGGAUGCAGGAACAAGAAUAUAUUUCACUUUGCUCAACAGAGAGAGGAUGUCAAUUCUGUGGUCAGAGAAAACAAUGGGUAAAAGUCUAUUGGCAAUUUAGAGUCAGAGCUUGUUAUGAAUGUUAUCUACCAAGAUUUGUCCGAAAUUCACAUAGCAAGCAUACUAAAAAUUUCCAAAAUACUUAUGAUAAAGAGGAAAUUAAAUUGCGUGAACAUUAUGACCGUCGAAGAUUAGAACACACAAUCAGCUUUAGAAAGGAACGACUUCAAGAGAUAAUUGAAGAGCUUGAGGCUGAACGAAAAGAAUCGUCAGAUGAUGAAAGUAUUCACUCGAACUCAUCAAACUCAUCAUCUAAGUAUGACGCACAACUUCUCAGAAAAUGUCCAAUAAUUUCUGCAGAAUGGAAAAAGUUCGAUCAACCAUUUACAAAUAGAGAUCAGUUAAGGUUCCGAAGAAAGCUUGAUUACGAGUAUCAGAUCUUAGCCAAACAUUAUGUUUCAUAA
Molecule: messenger RNA, 888 nt
Organism: Dentiscutata heterogama
Lineage: Eukaryota; Fungi; Glomeromycota; Glomeromycetes; Diversisporales; Gigasporaceae
Source: the annotation of a GenBank genome assembly